This is a messenger RNA of Alternaria rosae, 820 nucleotides long. RefSeq lists its product as uncharacterized. Bases 155 to 820 code for a protein of 221 amino acids. The record is from RefSeq and is a predicted model, not a curated record. The transcript has 4 exons. Lineage: Eukaryota; Fungi; Ascomycota; Dothideomycetes; Pleosporales; Pleosporaceae.
CCGCACAUUAGGAGCACAGUCGUCUGAAUCGCUCUUGUGUCUGACCUCGCCCUCACUCUUCCCUUUGCACCCCUUCCCCAGCACUUCUCUAGCACUUCCCAACCGUUUAAGGACAGACGCAACCUAACAGAGUGUGUUUCUUGUUUUUUGUUGGAUGAGCGAAGUUCGAGCGAAGUCCGAAGCAACCAUGAAGCACUGCCAGGACCCGAUGAGCCUCAAGCGAAUACUAACUCCCGAUACUCCCGACAAUCUCGACACUCCUGAAACCCCAGCUCGUAAACAGCACAAAGUGACAGCGCAACACUACAGCCGUUUGCACGCCUUUAGCGCAACAACUAGCACCGCCUCCCAAGACAAGCAAUACGACAACUCUGCGCAGACUGUCAAUGCCGUAAAGUACAGCAACCCUACUCAAACCUACAACGCGACGCUCCCGCCUAUCACCGCCGGCGUAAGCUUAGGUGCUUCAAACAUCGGCCGAAGCCCUUUCAAAAGAGAUAAGAAAUUUAUCGUUGUUAACCCUAGAGACUAUUAUACACCUAGUAACGAGUACAAGCUACUGUGUCGCGAUCUUGACAACCACUUUCACUCGUACCCUUACCCUCCAGCAUACCCUAUACUAUACCAAAAACCAAAGCCUCCGCCACAUCAUAUCUUACGCGAAAAUCCGAACCCGACAUACCCUUUGAAUUACCCUUCAACGUACCCUCGUCCUUGCCUACCUUCAACAGCGCCGACAUGUGCCCUCGAAAUCACUGCCGCCGGGACAUCAUCAGCUCGAAGCCACCACAAGAACUGCAGCCGAAGCCUUCCGCCUUGA